GCGGAGCCAUUGCUUCCACUCUAUAUACUGAUACAACCCUUUAAAAAAAGACACACCAGAACAAUGUAGGGUACACAUCCAGCAUUCUACCCUUACAUGUAUUCUCUCACGUAUUAAGUUCAAAAGGAACCAAGGCAUCCUAAAAGUCGUCUAAUUUUCCUUUUAGCAUCUCCCUUGGUAGAAUCAUAUCCAGAAAUAGCUCUUAUUUGGUUUUCUGACUAUGAAUCUGCAAUACAUUAUUUUUCUACGUUCCAGCUUGUUACCACUUGAUGCCUCUGAUGAUUAAGCUCUCAAAAGCUUGUACCAUUAGCACAUUUAUUAGUGUUAAGCUGCCAUAACCCCCCUCUGGUAAUUUUGCAAACUUUUCCCAAAUGGUAACUCACCUCUUCCCUUUUACAACCAUCCUGGCUUCCAGCACCAUGAAGCAAACCAGUGCGUAUUGAUGUAUAGCAGAAAAAGCAGUAUAAAUGUGGGGUUUAUUGAAGAUUAAAUGAGAAAUGCCUCAGCCCUGUCAGGGAGGGCAGCAUAUUAAUUGAGCUAACUAAAUAUUUUUAAAAUGCCUUUGAAAAGACGACACGUUUUACAGAGGAGGCCCAGGUCAGCAGAUUGGGAAGGCAAAGGGUUUACGUUGGCUUCCGCUUGUAGGUGCGGAACGAUUUUACACCGGAACUGAAGUCGCGAGAACGAGGGGGGAACAAGUUUCUUGUCGGAAUGGUCCGUCGUCCUUUUCUCCCCGGUCUGAAUCUGUGGGCUGUGGGGACAAAGGAUAACCCCCCCCGUACCUGUUGCUCCCGUUUACUCAUGCUUCUCUGCCAUCUUGGACUUUGAGGUGAAUGGUGACAUAAGCUUUUGGGAGUUGUGCAUUAUAAGCUUGCAUCACUGGUCUUCCAGAUGGAAGAGGCUCCUCAAGGGACUUUCCAGGAUGAAUUGGAGUGGUGCAUCUCCCAGCUGGAGACUGGCCUCCUCCGUCUCAAUCCAACUCCAGAGCAAGUGGAGGACUCUCGGUACAUCCUCAGGGUGCUCCGCUCGCGCAAGGCUCCUGUUGUGAAAAAGCGACAGGUGAUGCACCAGAUCUUUGGCGACUACCGGCUCAAGAUGACUGAGGAGUUGAAGAGAGCAGCUAAAGCAGUUGUGAAAUCCGAGAAGAUGGAAAUUCAGCCUGGUGAUGCAUUCCCUCUGGGCAGUGUGGUGGUCCACAGGAAACGAUCCGACCAGCCCUCUAAGUCUUCAUCAUGGUUCACUCCAUCCGACAGUAGCUCUCAGUUUCACUUAGAUCGUCCUGAGAGAACCCCAGAAGAAGUGAGAACAAGAACCCGCGAUGUGAAGCAAGCCCGGGGUAGAGCCGGCUCUCCAAGAGCAACCGGAGCCGCAGGUGAGCGUUCCCCCGACUUACUUUAA
This is a messenger RNA of Sphaerodactylus townsendi, 1398 nucleotides long. Its product is annotated as UPF0488 protein C8orf33-like. The coding region runs from base 892 to 1398 and encodes 168 amino acids. The record is from RefSeq and is a predicted model, not a curated record. The transcript is spliced from 5 exons. Lineage: Eukaryota; Metazoa; Chordata; Lepidosauria; Squamata; Sphaerodactylidae.